UAUAAACACCAAAAAGAAGACGAAGAAGAAAAACAAUGUUUUGAAUCAGAUCCUCCUGUUUAUGGUUCUGUUGGGUCUCCUGGUGCCGUAAGGAUGAAGUUGGCGGACAUUAAGAAGUUAAAAGUGGCCGAACUGCGGUCCAAACUAACUGAACUGGGGUUGGACAGCAGAGGACUGAAGGCUGAACUGGUGGACAGGCUGUGGUCCGUCUCACAGAGUCCAGAACAGGACCAGCUGCCGGCGGACUGCUCACCGACACCGUCUGGACCGACGGAACCAGCUGAGGUCCAGCCUCCGAACGAGUCCUCAUCUCCGCCGGGGGUCGACGGUGCUGCUCCGCUGCGCGAAGUAGACCCGGUCCGAGAGUACACGGACACCGCCACGCAGACUGAGCCAGAACCCGGUCCACCAGCGGGCUCUGAGCGCCCACCGGGGGCCGGGACUGGCUGCCAGGCUGGGGGGAAGCAGCAGGGACAGUCGGAUGGUUCUGUCGCGGGGGAAAUGGGCCGAGGGAGAGCUUUCUAUGAGUUCAAGGAGGAGAUACGCUACAAAAGAUCCAAAUCACCACAGCCCCCAGAGGACAAGGACGAGAAAGAGGAGUGGGAUGAGGAUAAAGUUAGAUUAGAUCCACACGUCCGUCACCUCCACUUUGAAGUGGGCCCUGACGGAUCCUGCGGGCAGCCACGGUUCUGGGAUCGGUACCCCUCGCUGUGGUCCGGCUGCAGGCUCACCCACGGGGUGCGGCAGGGCAGGGUGGGCUUUGAGGUUCGGCUGGAGAAGAAACUGUUGUCCGUAGAGACGGAGGGCCGGGAGGCCGAGGGGCCGUACGGCCUGAGAGUGGGCUGGUCGGUGGGCGACGCCUCUCUGCUGCUCGGGGAGGACAAGCUCUCGUUUGCUUAUGAUGGACGUGGUAAAAAGGUUUCUGGUGGGAAGCAGGAGGAGUACGGUGAGCCUCUGGCUGAGGGAGACAUUGUCGGCUGUUACGCUUCUUUUUCUACAGAUGGCGCUGUUGAGCUGUUUUUCCAUAAGAACAACCGCUUCCUGGGCGGGGCGUUUUCCCUGAGGGCCUCUGUGCUGCGGGGUCGAGUCCUGGUCCCUCAUGUUCUCUGUAAGAACUGCUCGGUCCGAUUGCUUCUGGACCCCUCAGCCCCUCAGUGGUACGCCGGACCGCCGGGCUUUACGCCGCUCACAGCGCUCCCUGCUGGCCAGAGAGUGCGCGUCACAUCAACUCUUCCUACUUCCAGGGCGCAGAGCGAGGUGGUGAUGAUGGUGGGUCUUCCCGGCUCGGGGAAGACCUUCUGGGCUCAGGCGCACAUGAAGCAGCAUCCAGAGAAGGAGUACAGACUGUUGGGAACCGAAGAGCUGCUCGCCUGCAUGCUUAGCGGUGGUCCGAGAGGCAGCAGGCUGCAGCAGGCCUCCCAGUGUCUGACCGACCUGAUCAAGGUCGCUGCCGAGACGCCGGGAAACUACAUCCUCGACCAGUGCAACGUCCUCUUCUCCGCGCGUCGGCAUAAGCUGCAGCUGUUCGCCGGCUUCAGACGGAGGGUGGUGGUGCUCUUCCCUCCGGCAGACGAGUGGAGGAGACGGCUGUCGCAGCACCGGAUGGGCGACGGCGAGCACAUCCCUGAGACGGCCCUGCUCAAACUCCAAGUGAGCUGCAGUCUUCCAGAGCCGCAGCCCGAGCUGAUGGAGGAGGUAGAGUACGCGGAGCUGCCGCAGGAGCAGGCGCGAAGCCUCCUGGUGGAGUACAGGGAGGAGGCUCAACGGCUGCUGCCCCCCGUCAUCAAACCAGACAAGAAACCCAGAUGGUACAAGAAAAGACGUCACUUUCCCGGCCCUCCGCCGUCAAACAGGACGCAGUGGACGGCGAUUCCUGGUUGGGGCGACCCGAGAGGUAACAUUCAGCCAUGGGUCCAGCAGGCGAGACACUGGAACCUGCCUUAUCAGUAGCAGAACUACGACUACAACAGAGGUUUUGGGCACCAGAGUUACUCCUGAGGAAACGUGGAGCAAGAAGAUCCGAGGCAGCUGCACCUGUGGACCGGGACGUUUCUGCUGUCAGUCGCUGUGAAGAACCGACGCCGACUGCAGCGCAGUGCAAAAGUCCUGACUGAGACAUCCCUCCUUUUGUUAGAUUUUUAUUGAAAUAAGACAGAAACACAUUUUCUUGUAACCUAUAAGGUGCUCUUAAGCGUUUUCCCCUCAGCAGCCCCCUUUUUAAAUCCAUGAUCGGCAGCUGUUCCUGGCGCUUCAGGAGCCUCUGGCAGGUGAAUGAAUGAAGGCUUAAAGUCGACCCGCCAUUAUUGGGCUUCACAAACGCUUUCCACAUAUACAAGGGUGAAAGCUGUUGUACUGUAGGCCACGCCUACGGUACAAAGAGUGCAGCU
Messenger RNA from Fundulus heteroclitus (mummichog), 2387 nucleotides. Its product is annotated as heterogeneous nuclear ribonucleoprotein U-like protein 2. Gene Ontology annotation, cellular component: membrane. The transcript is spliced from 11 exons. Gene Ontology annotation, molecular function: protein binding. Bases 94 to 1950 code for a protein of 618 amino acids. NCBI's taxonomy places the organism in Eukaryota, Metazoa, Chordata, Actinopteri, Cyprinodontiformes, Fundulidae. The record is from RefSeq and is a predicted model, not a curated record.